AUGUUUGCUCUGCUUGCUUCAGUGUUUGAUAGGAGCUCUUACGCUACACGUCUCUGCGGAUAUGGCUUCUCAGUCAUACUUAAGAUUCACAACAUACGCCUUUCGUUCGACCGGUAUUUCCGAAGCCGCUCGCUGUCCAACAACAGGAGGAAUGUUUGGUUUGCUGAAUUCUGGGAGGAGAACUUCAACUGUAAGCUGGGGAUGCACGGGAAACGGCCCGGCAGCUUGAAGAAAUGCACAGAGUGCAUCUUUAUUUGCAUCACCGGCCAAUCUUCUCCUCAGAAGAGACAGUGUGCAUUCAAAAUUACUCCUGUGGACAAAAGAUUUGAAACUGUGGGUUUUGUGAAUGGGUCGGUCCAGGUCUGUGAGAGCACCCAAUGCUGCGUGGGCUAUUAUCGGAUCAUCAAUGACCAGCCACGGGUUGAAAUUCUCGCUUGUGAUUUUGUUGAAAAGUCUUGCCCAAACGACACCUGCAUAGCACAACCAGUACAAGUACUGGACAACGUUGCCUUCAUGAAAUGUGCGUGCAACACAGACCUCUGCAACAGCAACAUCACUUGGACCUCAGAGUCGGAAGAGCCUCUACCCACACCCACCUACUCUUAUUCUAUGGGUAAAAAAAAAGCAGCUGUGAUUAUUCUUACUGGAACUCUGCUAGUCCUGUGGCUCAUAAUUAUGAUACUGAAAGAGAAACAGGAGAAUCCACCCUCCCCUGAUGCUCACAGUGUCUCACGACUGUGUUCCUGCCAAACAAGAAACACCUCUGAGAUUGACUUUGCUGACAUUGAACUACAGCAGAUUGUGGGCCGUGGACAUUUUGCCACUGUCUGGGAGGGGAAAUACAAGGGAUCCAUGGUUGCUGUGAAAGUUUUCACUGAAGGAUGGAAACAUACCUUUACUGCAGAGAAGGAAGUCUAUGAGCUACCACUGAUGAAGCAUGCUGGGAUUGUCAACUUCCUGGGCUCUGGGAGGACACCAUAUGAAAGCAGUUGGCUAAUUGUCCUGCAAUUAGCUGAAUAUGGCUCUCUCCACUCCUAUCUAUGUAAACACACCACCAACUGGAUGUUGUCAGUGAAGCUGUGCCAGUCUUUAUCGCAGGGAGUUUCCUAUCUCCACUCUGACCUUCACAUACAUGAUGUGCAUAAACCCCCUGUGGCCCACAGAGACUUCAGCAGCUCCAACGUGCUUGUAAGAGCAGAUGGUACCUGUGUCUUGUGUGAUUUUGGAUGCUCAACCAUCCUGAGAUUUUGUUCAGGACAUCACAGGUUCCAUGCGACAAACAUGGAGGCCCAUGCUCAGUUGGGCACGUUGCGCUACAUGCCCCCUGAGAUCCUGGAAGGCUCUGUGAACCUCAGAAACGGCUGGUGUCUACUGCAGGGAGACAUCUACGCUCUGGCCCUGCUGCUGUGGGAGAUCUUGAUGAGUUGCUCUGAUUUAUUUGAAGGCGGUGUUGCUCCACAGCAUCUGUUGCCUUAUGAAUUAGAGCUGGGAGCCGAUGUAAACCUGGAGAGCCUCAUCCAGUAUGUGUUUCACAUGGAGAAAAGACCCUCCAUACCUAAAGACUGGGGACUGCUACCACAGGGAUUUGUGCUGCAGGAGCUCCUGACAGAUUGUUGGGACUGUGACCCGGAUGCUCGACUGACCGCUCAGUGUGUAUUGAACAGAUUAAUGAAUCUUCAGUCUUCUUACUCUUAUUGAUAUGUUUU
Messenger RNA from Notothenia coriiceps (black rockcod), 1706 nucleotides. RefSeq names its product anti-Muellerian hormone type-2 receptor-like. Gene Ontology annotation, molecular function: transforming growth factor beta receptor activity; ATP binding. Gene Ontology annotation, cellular component: plasma membrane; signaling receptor complex. The record is from RefSeq and is a predicted model, not a curated record. The coding region runs from base 1 to 1698 and encodes 565 amino acids. Gene Ontology annotation, biological process: protein phosphorylation; cellular response to growth factor stimulus; BMP signaling pathway. The transcript has 12 exons. NCBI's taxonomy places the organism in Eukaryota, Metazoa, Chordata, Actinopteri, Perciformes, Nototheniidae.